UAGGAGUUUACCAAAAUGAUCCCCUUCCCUGCCCAAAAAAAGAAUUUUAAAAAUGAUGCCUGGUCUAUAAAAGUUCAGAAAGACAACAGAACACUGCAGAACAGCAGUCAAGCUCAUCUUCACACUUACACAAUGGCAGGACAGUCAGAUCUGCAGACAGCCAUCCUCAGCAUACUGAAUGUCUUCAAUAAGUAUGCAAAACUGGAGGGAGGCAAGGACAAGCUGAGCCAAAGUGAAGUGAAGAAGCUUAUUGAGGUUGAGCUCAGCGCUGGACCUCUUUCGAAAAAGGUUGACCCCUCCAAGGUUGAUGAACUUUUCAAAGAAAUGGACAAAAACCAAGAUGGACAAGUGAGCCUCUGCGAGUUUUGCAAAUUUGUGGGCAUACUUACAGUGGGCUAUCAAAAGUCAUAAUGUCAUAAAUGAAAAGCUAACUUCCAUAAAAUCAAAUCCCAUGUUGAGCUGAAUGUUUGCCAUUUUGGGAAAAAACAAAUAAAAGAAACUUAAAUCAAAAGAAA
Erpetoichthys calabaricus (reedfish) is the source of this 515-nucleotide messenger RNA. RefSeq names its product protein S100-G-like. The transcript has 3 exons. The record is from RefSeq and is a predicted model, not a curated record. Lineage: Eukaryota; Metazoa; Chordata; Cladistia; Polypteriformes; Polypteridae. Gene Ontology annotation, molecular function: calcium ion binding; transition metal ion binding. Bases 16 to 411 code for a protein of 131 amino acids.